UUUUUUUUUUUUUUUUGUUGGGAAAUAAAGAGGCAUUUCAUACCUUCUUUCGUAUUUUAAACGGCUAUCGCUCAGUCAUGCUAUUAUAGAAUCAUUUGAAUAUACUUGAUAAGUAAUGCUUAGCGAAUAUAAUCAUAAAUAUUAUAUUUAGAUUUAAAAUGGGUGCCAUACCAUUGGCUGAAUGUAGAAGUCUUGCUGUGAUGAAUCAAAUAAAUAUGACUAUUUUGAAAAUGUCAUAAAAUCAUUUUCUGCCAUAGCUGUGGAUGAGUAUUUUGAGAAAUUUGUGAUAUGAAGUAUACUUGUAUGCCAACAACAGAUGUACUUCUCGAUCCACUCAUGAUUGUUCAUCAGGCCAUAGUUUAGACAUGGGAUUAUCGCUGCUAGCAGCAAUAGUGUAGUUUUUCAAAUAUUGAGAGUGACUUAAGUGAACUUGUUUCUAAUUUUUUUUGGGGGGUGGGGCUAUUGAUUUAAAUUUUUUCAGAAGCUGAAGUAAUGUAACAAACAUGACGACAAAUGCACCAACUUCAGCUGAUGCUUGUUUAAGUAUAGUUCACAGUUUGAUGUGUCAUAGACAAGGUGGUGAAUCAGAGAGCUUCUCUAAAAGAGCUAUAGAAAGUCUUGUAAAAAAACUUAAAGAAAAGAGAGAUGAACUCGAUAGCUUAAUUACAGCCAUAACAACAAAUGGUGCACACCCAAGCAAGUGUGUAACAAUUCAGAGAACGUUAGAUGGCAGAUUACAGGUUGCUGGUAGAAAGGGAUUUCCUCAUGUGAUAUAUGCAAGAAUAUGGAGGUGGCCUGAUUUACAUAAAAAUGAACUAAAGCAUGUAAAGUACUGUCAAUUUGCCUUUGAUUUAAAAUGUGACAGUGUUUGUGUUAAUCCUUAUCAUUAUGAACGUGUUGUUUCUCCUGCAAUAGAUAUAUCUGGGCUGACUCUCCAAUCUCCUGGUGAGAGUCAGAUGGUAAAAAAUGAAUAUGGUGAGUUGGAUUGUGGGCCCAGUGGCAUACAAACAAUUCAACAUACUCCUCAAACUGUGCAACAUCAUCCAGCGCAACCCCAGACAGAUCCAUUUGGGAGACCGUUGUUGCCCCCAUCCCAAGCUCCUACCAUUCCAAAUAUUUCUCAUCAGGCACAACCAGUCACUCAGCCUUUAACAGUAUGUACACAGCAACUGCAAGUGGUUGCUCCUCCUUCUGCUGCCUCCUCUUCUCUUUCAACACCACCGUCAACUCCUUCUGUAGCUCCUCUAUCCACACCUUCACCUGGAUUUUUUUCUCCUAGCCAAGAAGCACAAACUAUAUCCCAGUUAAAUGGAAAUACAACCUUAGAUUCCCUUUCUCCACACCUGACACCAAAUACGAUUAAUGGGCUUGGAACAUCCCCACCACAACCAGCUGUUCCUUCGAGCUUUACUUCAAACAGCAGUGAGUUAUCUACUGGUUCAUCAAAUACAUGGACUGGAGGAAGCACAUUGUCAUAUACUCAGUCAAUGGUGCCACCUGAUAAUACUAUUGUUAUACGGUCACAAAAUUACUGGCAACAUGCUCAGUUGCAUAGUGACCUUAAUUUACAGGGUGCUCUUUCUAAUCAACCUGCUCCAGAAUAUUGGUGCUCUAUUGCAUACUUUGAACUUGAUCAGCAAGUUGGUGAAACUUUUAAAGUGUCUUCAAGCUAUAGCAGCGUAAUUGUAGAUGGUUAUGUUGAUCCAUCUGGUGGAAAUAGAUUUUGUUUAGGAGCUCUGUCUAAUGUACAUAGAACAGAACAGAGUGAAAGACCUAGACUACAUAUUGGAAAGGGAGUUCAGUUAGACCUCCGAGGGGAAGGUGAUGUCUGGCUACGUUGUCUGAGUGAUCACAGUGUUUUUGUUCAGAGCUACUAUCUAGAUAGGGAGGCUGGUAGAGCCCCAGGUGAUGCUGUUCAUAAGAUUUAUCCAAGUGCCUAUAUCAAGGUUUUUGAUCUUCGACAGUGCCAUCGGCAAAUGCAACAACAGGCAGCCACUGCGCAGGCAGCAGCUGCUGCUCAAGCUGCAGCUGUGGCUGGCCGUAUUCCUGGGCCAAAUUCUGUAGGAGGCAUAGCACCUGCUAUUAGUUUAUCUGCUGCUGCAGGUAUUGGAGUGGAUGAUUUGAGGAGAUUAUGUAUUUUACGCUUGAGUUUUGUUAAAGGCUGGGGUCCUGAUUAUCCUCGUCAAAGCAUCAAAGAAACCCCUUGUUGGAUUGAAGUUCAUUUACACAGGGCUCUGCAGCUAUUAGAUGAAGUUUUACACUCAAUGCCUGUCCAUGAUCCACGCCCUCAUGAUUGAUUUUUGUACAUAAAUUCAAGAAUUGCCAAGAUUACCAAAGCUUACAAAUUCAGUUUUAAAGAAGAUUUUGAAACAAUUGCUUGCUUUUAAUUUUUUAAUGUUAUAGUCACAAGUUUUAGUCUGUUUUAAAAUCAUUAAUUAAAAAACCCUGCAUUUUUUUUUUGUAUUUUGAAGGACCAAAAAAAAAUUUUUUUUUUUUCAUCACUUUUCAUGUCAUGCUGUACAUUAUCCAGUUUAUUCAAUAACUGUGAAGUGAGGAUUUUUUUUUUUUUUUUUUUUUUAAGAAUUAAUCUUUGCUUUUUAUGAGAAUUCAUGUGAUUUUUUUAAUCAAAAGAAUACCUUUAAUCUACAUUUGUUCAAUAAUGUCAUUGUUUUAGACAAUUCAUUCAAUUUUAGUUGAUGAGAAUCAAAAAUACUACGAGUUGAACAAAAGAAAAAAAAAGACGUGUAAUAUGUAUGCAUAUUGUAAAAUUUAUUUUGCCUUUUGUUGGCAUGUACAAAAUCAUACUGUUAAUAAAUAAGCUAUUUAAAUGAUA
This is a messenger RNA of Stegodyphus dumicola, 2833 nucleotides long. RefSeq names its product Smad/Smad4 homolog Medea (gene Med). NCBI's taxonomy places the organism in Eukaryota, Metazoa, Arthropoda, Arachnida, Araneae, Eresidae. Gene Ontology annotation, biological process: anatomical structure morphogenesis; regulation of transcription by RNA polymerase II; cell differentiation. Gene Ontology annotation, cellular component: heteromeric SMAD protein complex. Gene Ontology annotation, molecular function: RNA polymerase II cis-regulatory region sequence-specific DNA binding; I-SMAD binding; DNA-binding transcription factor activity, RNA polymerase II-specific. The record is from RefSeq and is a predicted model, not a curated record.